UUCACCAUUUCACCAGAAUCGUUUGCAGUUCUCGUUGAACCGCGCAGCGCGCAACACUCUGUGUGUGAGAUUUUUUGGGGGGUUUUUUUUGUUGGUCGCUCGAACAGGAUUUAAUCAAACGCAGCCUGACAUUUGCCAUACAGCACCCCGUGUGUCUUCCGCACUGGAUGUGGUUGUCGACGACUGGAGCUUAACGAUUCAGUUCUCAAACGAAACUCACGCAGGAUGGAGUUCUACGAGCCUGCUCCAUUGGCAUUGGGUUAUGGCAAUGAAACCCGCGAAUGGUUUGUGGACAAAUGGGACGCAUUACUCGACACGAUCGGAGAUGAUCAGGAGACGCUGUACGUGUGGGUGCUUACAUUCUACACUAACGCCAUCUACUGGAUUCUUGGUGGACUGUUUGUGUUGAUGGAUCUGACCGAGUGGCCUAAGUUUAUGCGCAAGUACAAAAACCAGCCCGGCAUGAACGAGCCACUGGACUGGGAAAAGUUUAAAAAGCUAGUGAAAACGUUACUCUUCAACCAAACUGUGGUCGGUAUCCCGACGUCUUACAUUGCGUUCAAGCUCAGCUGCAAUGGUGUACCGCCACCGAGGGCACUACCGUCGGCGUUUACGAUCGUGCGUGAUUUUGCCGUGUGUAUUACGCUGUGGGAGAUCACGUUCUACUACAGCCACCGGUUGCUACACUCGCGAUUCUUCUACAAGUAUGUGCACAAGAAGCACCACGAGUGGACCGCACCGGUGGCCCUGGCCGCCAUGUAUGCGCAUCCGUUCGAGUACGUCAUCAGCGAUCUGCUGCCGGUAUUUGCCGGCCCGGCCGUGAUGAAGUGUCAUGUUUCCACCACCGCCAUCUGGUUUGCGUUCGUUAUGGUGGACACGGUGCUCGAUCACUGCGGGUACCAUCUGCCGUUCCUUUCUAGUCCGGAAUCGCACGAUUACCAUCAUCUCAAAUUCAACCAAUGCUUUGGGCUGUACGGAUGGAUGGACUGGUUCCACGGUACCGAUUCGGAGUUCCGGAAGAAGAAACAGUUCCAGCGGCAUCAUCGCAUUGUUGGGUUUCAAUCAGCGCGAGAGCUAGUGCCGGACAACGAGCCGAUGGUGCAUGCAGUAGCGGCACUAAUGCUACUCUGCAGUACAAAAUCGUUUCUGCUCAAAAUCGAUCUGCUCCCCGACGGAUUGAUUAGCGCUCUCCCUAGACCAGUGUCCACGAUGAACCUGUCAUUCGUCCCACCGUGGAUGGCCACCGUCGUGGACGGUAACGUGUCGUACGCGAGUGCCCACGAACUUCCCGACACAUCUGACGAUGGCCCGCUGGUGCUGUGGUUCAACCAGACGUGGAACAGUUUGCUCGAUCGCAUCGGUGACGACAACGUGACGCUGUACGUCGGUUUCCUGACGGUAUACACGUAUUCCUUCUUCUGGCUCGUUGGAGGGCUGUUCGUGUUGAUGGAUCUUACCAACUGGCCAAAAGCGCUGCGAAAGUUUAAGAACCAGCCGGGUGCAAACGAACCGCUGGAGUGGGAUCGCUGUAAACACCUGGUGAAGGUGGUGCUACGCAAUCAAUUCCUGUACGGUGUCCCUACGACCUAUUUCGGGUUUAUGAUGCGGAAGCUGGUGUUUUUUGAAACACCGAAUCCACGCAUCUUGCCAUCGUUACCAAUCGUUUUCCGUGAUCUACUGUUCUGUAUCGUGUUCUGGGAGAUUACCUUCUACUACAGCCAUCGGUUACUGCACUCCAGCUUUUUUUACAAACGUGUCCACAAGAAGCAUCAUCAGUGGUCCGCUCCGGUAGCAUGGUCCGCCAUGUACGCGCAUCCGUUCGAGUUCAUCAUCAGCGAUCUGCUUCCGGUGUAUAUUGGGCCGGCGAUCAUGAGCAGCCACGUGUUGACAUUCGUGCUGUGGUUUACGUUCGUCAUGAUGGAUACGCUGGUGGACCAUUCCGGGUAUCAUCUGCCGGUGCUCGGUAGUUCCGAAAUGCACGACUUCCAUCAUCUCAAGUAA
Molecule: messenger RNA, 2001 nt
Organism: Anopheles funestus (African malaria mosquito)
Lineage: Eukaryota; Metazoa; Arthropoda; Insecta; Diptera; Culicidae
Exons: 7
Coding region: 226-2001 (591 amino acids)
Biological process (GO): sterol biosynthetic process
Molecular function (GO): C-4 methylsterol oxidase activity; iron ion binding
Source: RefSeq, a predicted model, not a curated record